AUGGCCAGCACGGCCCACAACGCCACCCGCAGCAGUCCUCGCCAGCAGGGCCCCCAGGGGGAAGGGGUGGAGGCUUACAGCGAUCCUCAGUCGGCACAAGAUUGGCGUAACGAAGAGCUGCAGGACAUGCAAAUGAAAUUGGAAUCAGCGAUGGAACGGCUUAAUAGAGAAUCGACCUUGGCAGACCAGCUGAGGGCAGCCUUGUCGAAUAAGGAAGGGGAGGCUGAGCAGCUGCAGCAGACGGUGAAGAUGCUCCAGGCGGAGAACAGCAGAUUGAAUAGCAGCUCAACUGAUGAUGACGAUGGGAGUGUUAAGAAGCUGAGGAAUAGGAUUGAAGAGCAAGAGGCUAAGAUAACUGCCUUACAAUCGGCACUGGAGGAAGCCCAUGCGGCUAAGGAAGUUUCGGUCAGUAGUGGUCAGCAGCAGGAAGAGUACCAGGGUCUUCGGGAGGAGCUGGGACGAUUGCAGGAGAGUGUGGAGAGAUACCAAGCUGAGCUGCAACGAAGGGAGGUGGAGAAUAAGGAGUUGCAAGGGGAGUUGGCAGAUGCCAAGCGAGCUGAUGAUGAACAACGCAGUGAAUUGAGCAGCCGAGUUGAAUCGGCGGAGAAGAUGGUAUCAGAGUUACGAGAAGAGUUGCAGAGAGCCCAUGAAGAUGAGGCGGCCACUGUUGGGAAGUAUGAGGCACGCAUUGAGGAGUUGGAGAGGGCCAACUCUCCCAAACGGGGGGAUGUGUCGUCGAUGGCUUCGAGUUACGAGGUUGUGGACUUGGACCCUAACACGAUGGAGCAUCCAGGUGACACACAACUAGAGGAGGCCGCCAGAAUGGCUGAGGAGGACAAUGUCAGUCGAGUGUUUGCUUCCUGGGACAUGGGUAGGUUUAGGCGGCUUUGA
Molecule: messenger RNA, 891 nt
Organism: Perkinsus marinus ATCC 50983
Lineage: Eukaryota; Perkinsozoa; Perkinsida; Perkinsidae
Product: tropomyosin, putative
Exons: 9
Coding region: 1-891 (296 amino acids)
Source: RefSeq, a predicted model, not a curated record